This is a messenger RNA of Paramormyrops kingsleyae, 1190 nucleotides long. The record is from RefSeq and is a predicted model, not a curated record. NCBI's taxonomy places the organism in Eukaryota, Metazoa, Chordata, Actinopteri, Osteoglossiformes, Mormyridae.
UAGUUCAACUGAAAAUCAUGGUGCUUCUCUGUCUGCUCACCUGUGUUCUGCUGGGGGCACUCAGUGCUCAGGCAGAAGUGGUGCAAAGCUUUCAGAACUGUAGUGAGUUUUUCUAUAAGGGAAAAGAGCCAACAGGGAUGGAUGAGAACGCUCAGAAAAUUUGCCAAAAAUAUGGAAAUCACCCUAACCCUUUUUUUGCUACGCUUUACUCAGAAUACCACAGAAUCCCCUUGUACAGUGCAUACAUAUUUAAGCAUAGAACUGGCAAUACACAAGCAAGAAAAGCCCAAUGGUUCAUAGAGCCACAGAUAUCUGGAUUCAAUAACUAUGAAAUGAUGAGCUCAGAAUCAGAAUUCAAUAUUAGUGUUAUAAAGGUAAACCAAGCCAUCAAUGACGACUACAAGGACACAGGAUAUGACCGUGGGCACCUAAACCCCUACAGUUUCCAGGUGGGUGAUGGCCGUGUGGCAACGUUUACACUGACUAACGCUGCACCCAUGGAUGCCUGUUUUAACCGUGUACACUGGAAAGAGUGGGAGACAGAGUUGCGGGAUAUUAUACAAGAAAAGCUCCGUGCUGAUAGAAACAAAGCAACAGCCUACAUUGUCACAGGUACUAUUCCCACUCCAAGUUACAGAAUACCGAAAAAAGGGGAAUUCGAUGAAGAUGAAGAACGUGACCUUGACAGAGUGACGGUUCCCACUCAUGUCUGGACGGCUCUCUGUUACAAACAGUUGGAAAACCUGAAGUAUGUAACUGAGUCAGCAUGUCUGUUGACUAAGGUUACAAGAUCGGAUGUUGAAUGUCAGCAGGUCCUGGAGAAUUCAGAGAUUGGAUCAAAGACUGCAGCUGAUGGGACUCACUGUAAGAGCCCAGUGUCUCCUGUGUACUGUGUAUGUGAAUCGGGGUCCAAGCAUGAUAAGUGUCUGGUCGUCCCAGAGAUAUCAGUUGCUGAGGAGAUGACCACAGCAUAUUAUUGGAGUGGCCUGCGUUGCUGUGACACAGACAGUGGAUUAAUUCCCUAUUGUACCUCCCCCUGCCUGUACAUGGGUGUUCAAAAGGGCUACCUGUGUUACUCAGGGCAGUCCUACAUACAGUGCUCACCCCAGUACUCACUCAUCACUGCUGGAGUCUUUAGUGUUUCCCCUGUUCCUAGACUUGCUGCAUGGCUCAAUGAGCUGACCGUCUAG